AUGAAUUGCAUCCAAUCUAAUUACUCUCCAUUAGUCCUUCCCUUCCUAUCAAACUCCAUACAAAAACCUCAAUGGAGGGUAGAAAAAUUGCCUUGGUCUUCUAGCAAAGAACCUAGUCGAAUAGUUAAACGUAGCCAAAAAGCAACAACAAGGACAAGAGCCAUCGAGGAAUCCCUCAUUCUUGGAGUCACUUCUCGAGCUAGACCUGGCGAUGUAUCAGUUCUUCUCCAAACAGGGUUAGUUAGUUACAUCUAUGAACACUACAGUGCAGGUUUGAUUCAAGAAAUUGAGUAUGUAACUAGAGGAUUAUGUUAUGGUUUGCUCACUCUUGUUUUCUUGUGUCACAGUGCUGUACUUCUGUUUAUGUAUGUGAUAGCCAAUUUCGUUUUUCCGGCUUUCAUCACCAAGUACUAUGAAUGGGACGAGAUAAGUGAAGACGCAAAGCCUAGAGAUGAUGUCCCCUCGGAUGAUGAGUGA
Dovyalis caffra is the source of this 477-nucleotide messenger RNA. NCBI's taxonomy places the organism in Eukaryota, Viridiplantae, Streptophyta, Magnoliopsida, Malpighiales, Salicaceae. The record is from the annotation of a GenBank genome assembly.